AUCCUAGGGUGCUGCGUGGGGGCUGUUUUUAUUGGUUUGCGGUGGCUGCCGUGGUGGAGAGAGAAAGGCACCGCUGGAGGGGAGUGUGCGUGAGAGGGGAUAGGAGAGGGAGAGCAGCUUGUGUUCGAGAGAGAGAGAGGAGCGGCAUCGAGGGCGGCUCUCAUUUCGUCGUACUCUUUUGCUCCUCGUGAUGUGCGCGCAUUGCUGCCGCCGCCGCUGUUCAAGCUGAGUGCCAUUUGCUUCUGCACCCCCGUCGCUUUUCUUUCUUGUCAUACUCGUCGCCGCUCCUUCAAAACCCUAAAUCUCAUCUGGGUCGUUCUCGCCGCCGCCGUCCUCCGCUGAGACCCGUUGUGAUGCCGGUUCUCGAUCCGGGAAAGCUGCUUCUUUCGUCACCAAACUGGAGGCACUACCGGUCCUAACUUGAAGCGCAUCCGUUGCUGUGCGGCCUCCACCCAGAUGCGGUUUUUGGUCGCAGAGUUCUGCAAGUUCAGGCUCUAGGAAUAGCUCUGAAGGUGAUAGUGCUGGAGAGGAAUGGGUUCUUCAGGGUGCUCGGAGAUAGUCGAACUGGUGGAUGAGACUAAAGAUGCCCGUCCAGGCGGGGUCACCCACCUGAGGGUGAGGGUGAAGCCAGUGGGGCAGGAGCAUGGGGAGCGGUUGUGCUCGGUGGAGGAUGAUCUUGACCGGCUCCUCAGAUCGAUCAAUGCGCGCACCUCGGCCCGGGCUUCUGGGCAGACAAGCACGGAUAAGAGGCUUAUCGCACUCGGGAAAGCGCCGAUGUCAAGCUCGGAAAUUGUGGAGUCUGUGAGCUUGAAGCAGGCCCUGAGGAAGAUGUGCAUCUCCCAGGCCUCGGAGAUGGCUGCCAUGAAGAGGAUGUCAAAGCCCACAGCUGUGGUGAAUUCUUCAGAAGUUGGGGUGAUUAAGAAACUUCAUACGACUGUCGUGGUUCAAACCAACGAGGAGCAGGAUGAGAAGAAUAAAGUGACAAAGGCGUUUGUUUUGCCUGAGAAGGCUGCAGUAAGUUCACCGGUUAAGUCAAUUGGAUCCAGUAAAAAGGUGCAGAAUAAGAGCUCAAGUAACAAACAUUUGCGAUCAGCAUCUCCAACCAAAGCCAAGGUCCAAAAAACUAGAAUUCAAGAUGUGAUCAGUAACAAGUCAUUGGAGGCAAGUGAAGAUCCAUCUGCAGGAAGAGCUGUGUCAAAACAGAGAAAGGGCAAAUCUCCAAAAGCAUCUAGCCCACGGGCUGUUCCAGUAGGCGGUUCACGCCUGGUGAGGCCAGUCUUUCGCAACAAAUCCUCCACUAAAAAGAAGGUUAAACCUGAACCAGCUGCAGCAGUGGCAUCCCAUAAGCACUGCGAAGCAAAAUGUUCCAAUUCUCGAACUAUUAAACAGCAGGAGGACCUUCAGGAUGAACCCAGAACUCCAAUACCGACCAACAAGAAGGACACUGAUAGCUCUAUCAUCAGUGCUGAAGGAGCUGAUUUUGGCAAAGGAUGUGGUGUUGGUGGGACCCUUGGUUCAAAGCCUGGUGAGUUGUCAAGAUCGAAGGAAAAGGGGGAAAGCUCCCAAAGCUCGAAGAGUAGCAUUGGUGACUAUAGCACAAGCACAAGCAUCAGCGAAGAUAGUUAUGGCAGUUUCAGUACUAAUGGCACCAGACCUCACAUGUCAAAAGAUGUGAGAUGGGGAGCUAUAACGCGUGUUGCAAUCCAACAAGGGACUCUUGGACUGAAGAACUUCAAGCUUCUCAAACAACUUGGCUGUGGGGACAUUGGAACUGUUUAUCUAGCUGAGUUAGUGGGUUCAGACUGCAUGUUUGCAUUGAAAGUCAUGGACAUUGAGUACCUAAUAAGCAGAAAGAAGAUGCUGAGGGCUCAAACUGAGAGGGAGAUACUGCAAAUGCUUGACCACCCAUUUCUUCCUACCCUGUAUUCUUAUUUCACGACAGACAAUUUGUCUUCCUUAGUCAUGGAGUAUUGUCCAGGUGGUGACCUGCAUGUCCUAAGGCAGAAGCAACCUACUAGAUGCUUUUCAGAAGCUGCUGCUAGGUUUUAUGUUGCAGAAGUUCUCUUAGCGUUGGAGUACCUCCAUAUGCUGGGGGUCAUAUAUCGCGAUCUGAAGCCUGAGAAUAUACUUGUUCGUGAAGAUGGGCACAUCAUGCUCUCUGACUUUGAUCUGUCCCUGAGGUGCUCGGUAAGUCCAAUGCUUGUGAGGUGCUCAUCGGUCGGAAGAGAUGAGCCUCCUAGGCCUUCCGGGCCCUGUGCAGAAAGCUGCAUUGAUCCACUGUGUAUCCAACCAGCCUGGGCCAAUUCCUCUUGCUUCACGCCUCGGCUGGUAUCCUCUACUCCUGCCAGGACACGGAGACCCAGAGCUGAGCCGCUAAAGAAACCAUCACUUCCGCAGCUUGUUGUCGAACCAACUGAUGCAAGGUCGAAUUCAUUUGUUGGAACCCAUGAAUACCUUGCCCCAGAGAUUAUCAGGGGAGAUGGCCAUGGCAGCUCAGUUGACUGGUGGACUCUUGGCAUCUUUCUCUAUGAAUUGCUCUAUGGGAGAACACCUUUCAGGGGACCUGGCAAUGAUGAAACACUUACAAAUGUGGUCUCACAGGGGCUGAAGUUCCCAGAUAGCCCAGCUGUGAGCUUCCAUGCCCGUGAUCUGAUCAGAGGGUUGCUCGUGAAGGAGCCAGAGCAUCGGCUUGGCUCGACAAGAGGAGCUGCUGAGAUCAAGCGGCAUCCCUUCUUCCAAGGCCUGAACUGGGCCUUGAUCCGUUGGACUGCGCCUCCAGAGACCCCGAAAAGCAUCGACACCUCAACCCUUGUGGCGUCGGUGGCACGCAAGAAAAAAGAAGGCAAGUGUCUCGAGUUCCGGCUGAAUGGAGAUGACAUCGAGUUUGAGCUCUUUUAGUGGUGGCAGUAGUAAUAUUGGUAGUACUUUGUAUUCGGAAGAAUAUCCAUACCAUGGUAGCUAGAAGUAGUAGUCCCACUCUCCUCCCCACUCCCCCCUGCAGUUCUCUGUUGAAAAAUGGGUUAUCAGUUGUCAUCUGCCAAUGUUAAGAUGUAGAGUAAGGUCGGCUGUUGUGCCUGUAACUUUAUUCCUUGUUAAUACCACCAGAUAUCAGAUCAUAUCAUCUUCCAAUGUUGGGAUGUAGAGUAAUGCCUGCUGCAAUUUUCUUCUUAA
Brachypodium distachyon (stiff brome) is the source of this 3171-nucleotide messenger RNA. Its product is annotated as serine/threonine-protein kinase D6PK. Gene Ontology annotation, cellular component: nucleus; cytoplasm; plasma membrane. The coding region runs from base 532 to 2898 and encodes 788 amino acids. Gene Ontology annotation, biological process: protein phosphorylation. Lineage: Eukaryota; Viridiplantae; Streptophyta; Magnoliopsida; Poales; Poaceae. The transcript is spliced from 3 exons. The record is from RefSeq and is a predicted model, not a curated record. Gene Ontology annotation, molecular function: protein serine/threonine kinase activity; ATP binding.